Pelobates cultripes (western spadefoot toad) is the source of this 2373-nucleotide messenger RNA. NCBI's taxonomy places the organism in Eukaryota, Metazoa, Chordata, Amphibia, Anura, Pelobatidae. The record is from the annotation of a GenBank genome assembly.
AUGGAGAAACGGAAUAAAUCCAUGAAAUUUUGUGACAUAAUUGACUUUGAUACUGAAAAGCACAGCUGGUACUUUCCUGGAUUAUGGCAUGGGGUCCCACCUAUGGCAAUAAUAAACCAAGGUUACAGCGAAAAUGUCUUUCAAUUGAAAAAAUACUUAUUUACACUAUUAAAAGAAAGGCAGUCACCUGAGCCUCAGAAUAUAAAUUCUUUCAUGGAAUGGACAAAGAGUCUGUGGAAUGCAGUAAAACAUGAAACAUUCAUUUUCAGUUUCCGAAAUAUCCUAGUGGCAGAAGCUUACGAUCAAAUGUCUGUAAAAUAUUCAGAGUUGGAAUGGAACUUUCGCAAAAAGGUCCAUUCUAAUUUGGCUAAGUAUGAAAAUAUAAUUAAGAACCAAUUACCAGAAAAUCUUCAAAAUGUAACAUCAGAUAUUCUAGAAAAAAGAAUCAAGGAACUGCUAGACAGAGAAGAGACAAAUAUGACCCAGACAUUAGAACAGUUCUUCAAGAGUGGGUGUGCCAAUGUGCACCUGAUAGAAAGAUAUAGGGGAGAUUUUCUGAUAUAUGUGAAAAGUCUAAGGAAAGAUCUUGAAGUUAUGGCAUCCAACAAAUGUUGGGAGGCUGUCCGAAUUCAAAAUGUGAAAAGCGAGAUUCAGAUCAUACAAACCAAAAUCCAACAGUUCAUUGAAGAAAAAGUCACCAAACAUUUACAGAAUCACAGAAUGAACCACAGUACUCCGAAUGAAAGAGAACUAAAGCUGGAAUUUAAUGCCUUGUGGGAUAAUAUUUUACAAGAAUUCAAUAUGACCAGAUUGAGGAAGCAUCGAAUUGAAAUUGAAAUGUUGGAACAACUAAAACGGGAGAUGAAGAACAGACCAGGUGCGGUUACUGAGAAAUUAAAUAACGUUAAGUCACUAAAAUACUACGAACAGAAGAGCUUUGAAAUGAAUAACAUCUACAUGGAUCAUGGCUUUUUCUGGAAUAUUGUGGAAUUCAUUACCAAAGAUUGCUAUAAAAAGUUAUCUCACAUUGCACAUUCGUUAGCUGAAGAUUGUCAGGUUUAUGUUAAUGAAAAAAUAAACACAGAAGAAGAUUACAAUGAAAUGUACUGUCAGAAUCUACUAGACAUGAUAAAUCACAAAUUGGAUGAAGAAGAGGUUAGAAAACUUCACCCCACCCCGCAGUUUGAGGUGGAUCUUAAACUCCAUAUUUUGGGAGGAGCAGCUCCUCUUUUCCAGAACAUGCAUGAUAACUUUGGCAUAAAUAAUGAUCCAAUACGGGUUACCAAUAACUUUAAGCCUCAGUACUUCUCGAUAUUUAAAAACAGGAUGCUAUAUAAAGACAAGUCCAGGAGACACGCUGAACAUUUCUGUGAGCAAUGUUUGAAGCCUGCCAUAAAAGAACACACCUACAAAAAUCUUGGAAAAGAAAUAAUUGAUGAUAUGUUGAAAUGUGCCGAUGCCAUGAUGUUCAGCAGUCGUAAACAUUUCCAGUUGACCCUUUUGAAGGAACUUCUUGAAAUAAACAGAUUUGAGAACUACUUACGAUAUGUAACAAAAUAUGACAACUAUGUAAAAAGGUGGAUUUCCAAAUAUAUUGUUAAGAAAUACAACAACUCUGCAGAAUUAGAUAAUUUAGUAUCACAAAUUGUCUCUUCCAUUGGUAAAAAAAUCAAAGCAGCUCUUCAAGAACCGAUAGUACAAAGUAGUCAAAGUGUGUCUCAAAUGCUGCAAGUCUUCUCAAUGGAGUUGAAGAAAGAUUUGGUGCUUUCAAAGAGUGCAAUGAAAGUGACCAGUUUCCAGAACAUCUCAAAUAUCUGCCAGUUUUCUACUGAUAUUGCAUACUUUCUUGAUUCAACGGAAGAGGAAAUAAAGUCCAGCAUAAUAUCUAUGGGUAUUGAGGAUGUCCUUCCAAAGCUGACAUUUAAACCUCAAGAUGAAUUAUGUCAGAAGAUCAUUGGAUGUGGAAAGAGAUGUCCAUUCUGUGAUGCUCCCUGUGAAGCCGGUGGGAAUAAUCAUCAAUAUCACUUUUCAAGCUUCCACCGACCUAAAGGAUUAGCCCCAUACAAGUGCUCAGAAUCCAACAUCCUUUGCAAUUCCACAUGUUCUGCUGAUGUCUUUUCCAAUGACAGCUUUAUAAACUCUGACACAGAUGGCAAAUGGCUGCAGUACAAAGAUUACCGAACCAUUUACCCAAACUGGGUCAUUCUACCUGACAGAGACCUGAAUUCCUCCGAUUACUGGAAAUUUGUACUUAAACAGUUUAAUGAUAGUUUUGCAAAACAUUACCAUGUCGAGCCAGCAGACAUCCCAAGCGAAUGGAAAAGACUAACUCAAAAACAAGCUCUCAGUUCUUUGCAAGAAAAUAUGAAAUAA